Messenger RNA from Calidris pugnax (ruff), 2814 nucleotides. It is a transcript of the gene SLC7A3, whose product is annotated as solute carrier family 7 (cationic amino acid transporter, y+ system), member 3. Gene Ontology annotation, biological process: amino acid transport; transmembrane transport. Gene Ontology annotation, molecular function: amino acid transmembrane transporter activity. The coding region runs from base 246 to 2150 and encodes 634 amino acids. NCBI's taxonomy places the organism in Eukaryota, Metazoa, Chordata, Aves, Charadriiformes, Scolopacidae. The record is from RefSeq and is a predicted model, not a curated record. Gene Ontology annotation, cellular component: plasma membrane. The transcript has 11 exons.
GGGUUCAUCCCUGGCAGUAGGGUGUGUGCAGCCCCAUUGUGCCUCAAAAGGAGCUGCCACAGACUCUCCCCCACGAGUGUGGCAGGGACUCGGUGCCAACAGGUUGGCUGGUAGCAGGCACAACUCCUGUGGGCAUCACUGCCUGCCCUGCUCCUACUGCCUGAAGGACACUGGGCUUCACGCUCCUACGGUCCCUUCUCUUGCAGCGGCUUUGAGCAGCUGAGCGCCACCCACGAGGGGACAAGAUGUUUGGGAGAAAAAUGACCAGUUUUGGGAAGAAGCUGAUCCGCCGGCGCAUGGUGGAUCUGAGCUCUGAGGACACGCGUUUUGCUCGCUGCCUCUCCACGUUGGACCUCAUAGCCCUGGGGGUCGGCAGCACGCUGGGGGCCGGCGUCUAUGUCCUGGCUGGGGAGGUGGCCAAGGAGACUGCUGGUCCCUCCAUCGUCCUCUGCUUCCUGGUGGCUGCUCUCUCAUCGGUACUGGCUGGACUCUGCUAUGCAGAGUUUGGGGCCCGCGUCCCCAAAUCUGGCUCUGCCUACCUCUACAGCUACGUCACCGUCGGCGAAAUCUGGGCUUUCACGACGGGCUGGAACCUCAUCCUCUCUUACGUGAUAGGCACGGCCAGCGUGGCUCGAGCCUGGAGCGCGACAUUCGACAACAUCAUCGGCAACCAUAUCUCCACCUUCUUCAUGAACAAGACCACAGGGUACCUGCCAGAGGUGUUGGCCGAGCACCCGGACUUCUUCGCCCUGGUUCUGGUCGGGCUGCUCACGGCGCUGCUGGCCUUCGGCGUCAGCGAAUCUGCUCUCGUGAACAACAUCUUCACGAUGGUGAACGUGCUGGUGCUGGUCUUUGUCGGCAUCGCUGGCUUCGUGAAGGGAAACAUCAAGAACUGGCAGCUCUCGGAGGAGGACUACCUCAACGGCUCGGACUCACACCUGACUCAUGACAAAAUGGAAAAAGAGUUCGGCUCGGGCGGGUUUGUCCCCUUUGGACUGGAAGGGAUCCUGACCGGCGCCGCCACCUGUUUCUACGCCUUCGUGGGCUUCGACUGCAUCGCCACCACAGGGGAGGAAGCCAAGAAUCCGCAGCGCUCAAUCCCCAUCGGCAUCAUCGUGUCCCUCUCCAUCUGCUUCGUGGCUUAUUGCUGGGUCUCCCUGGCCCUGACCCUCAUGGUGCCCUACUUCCUCCUCAACAAGGAGAGCCCCCUGCCUGAGGCUUUCAAGGCAGUUGGCUGGGAGCCCGCCCGCUACGCCGUCGCCGUCGGCUCUCUCUGUGCCCUCUCCACCAGCUUGCUAGGCUCCAUGUUCCCCAUGCCCCGCGUCAUCUACGCCAUGGCAGAGGAUGGGCUGCUCUUCAAGUUCCUCUCCAAGAUCAACAGCCGCACAAAGACCCCUCUGUCAGCCACCCUCAUCUCGGGGCUCCUGGCAGGGAUAAUGGCCUUCCUCCUCGACCUGAAGGAUCUGGUGGAUCUCAUGUCAGUCGGCACGCUGCUGGCCUACUCCCUGGUGGCGGUGUGCGUGCUUAUCCUUCGGUACCAGUCUGGGCAGCUGAAAUCCCCAAAGGCCACGGAAAUGCUGGAGCUGAACAGGAAUGAGGAGGAGAGGGUGAUCACGAACCCGACCACCCCUAGUGACCAGCAGAAAGAGACGCUCUCCCUGGCCACCCUCUUCAACCCCCCCUCGGACACCCCCACCAAGCUCUCGGGGCGCAUCGUCUACGUCUGUGCCUCGGUCAUCGCUGCACUGAUCAUGGUCAUCUGCAUAGUCCUGACCCACGGCAUAGACGCACUGAAGAAUGGCAGCGUGGGCUGGAUCGUGGUCCUGGUGCUGCUCCUCGUGGCUCUGCUCAUUCCCAUCGUCAUCAUUUGGAGGCAGCCGCAGAGCAACGCGCGGUUGAACUUCAAAGUCCCUUUCCUCCCACUCCUGCCGGUCUUCAGCAUCUUUGUUAAUAUCCUGCUGAUGGUACAGCUGAGUGCCAGCACCUGGGUGCGGUUUGUCAUCUGGAUGGCCUUGGGUUUUGUGAUUUACUUGGGCUACGGGAUUUGGAACAGCGUGGAGGGGAAAAGAGCAGAGGAACCCUGUGUGACAGUAGAAAAGCCUCUGCACCACCCCGGACCGGACCUCAGCCCUGGGGCUGCUGCUGUCUGAGGGAUCAGGCACCAGCGCUCCGUGGACCUCUGCCAGUAGUCGAGAUCGUGAUCCGCACAGUUCAUCCAUGCCCUCCCGCCCGGGGAGCGAAUCCCAGAGCCAGGACACAGAGCUGGGCCCUGUGCUGAGCAGAGGCCACGGAGAUGAGUCCCCGGGCCGGGUGGCACUGCUGGUGGCCUGGGGUUGAUCUCUGCCAUCCCCCCAGCCCCGCGGAGGGACAGUGACCCCAGCACGGCCCUCCUGCCGUGGGUGCUGCUGUCAGAAAUGCUGCUUUCCCUGCGCACGGGGAGCCCCCACGUGAUGGUGCAGCUGUAUUUGUCCUGUCUGUUCAUGUGGCCGUGGUCACCACCUCCUCUCUGUGCUUUCGAAGUGCUGGGGAUGUACGCGGCAGCCGUGGCCGGAGCCCUGUGGCGAGGCUUGCGGCAGCCCCUUCUGGUGCUGCCAGUCGUCCGGUACUUGCUGGCAGCAGAGGGCUCAGCCGGCCAAACCCCCCCACGCUGAGCCCUGUGCUGCCCCAGUCAUGCUGCUUGCGGGGAGCAUCCCUCUCGGGUGUCCCUCAAGAUGUCCACAGUGUAGCUGUACCCAGUGUCCCACCUUCUAUGCCUUAGUAUAAUUGGUGUUUUAAUGUUGGCUUUUAUACCUAUUAAACAGAGUGUUUUUGUAA